CGCCCCGGGAGCUGCACGGACGACUGCCCUCAACAGAUGAUAAUUGCAGCCUGUGGACCGUUCACCACAUCGGACACCAUCACUUAUGAUGCCCUAAAGGAUCUGGUGGAUGUUAUUAAUAGAGACCGUCCAGAUGUCUGCAUUCUGGUUAGAUCAAAGAACUAGCAAUUACAUUCAACAUAAACCUGCAUAGCUUGCAGGUGACGGUGACAUAUGAAGAGAUGUCCAAGUCUUGCCUGGAAACAAAUAUCGAAGGAACAUGGCCGUGAUGUUAGAAACUGAGUGAAGGUGACCCAUCUGAAAGCCCACCUUGCACGGCUACCCAGCUAGCAGAUGUCCGUUAUUACAUUUUUGUUUUCGAAGUAGAGAUCAGAGACUAGAUGUUUCAUAAGAAGCGGACUCCAAUCAAUUCAGUUCUUCACUCCCAAGACUGAGACUGCAAAUAUGUCAACGAAAGCCCCCAUCUACCUAAAAAGAGGAUCUCGCAAAGGAAAGCUGAGAGAUGUCUUGUCCCCCGACAUGAUAAGCCCUCCACUGGGAGAUUUUAGACACACCAUACAUAUUGGCAGUGGAGAAGGAGAUGUUUUUGGAGACAUUUCUUUUCUGCAGGGCAAAUUUCACCUUCUUCCUAGACUAAAUUCUAGCUCUUCUACAUCAUCACCGGAUGUCACCCCGCCCCUGUCACAUUCAGAAGUGCCAUCACCUGUCUUAAAGAAUGCCAUCUCGCUUCCUACAAUAUCGGAGCCACAAGCACUCUCGCUCCUUCCGGCCCCUCCACCAAAACCACCUCGUCUUCACCUGGAUGACAAGACUAAAAGCCCAGUGAAAGAAAUGGACAAACCCUUGCAAGUGGUGGAUAACAACUUUUCAUCUGAGAUGAAGGAAGAAAGGUUCCUUGCCCAUGCUGGAUCUCUUCUUUCUCUUCAUGUGGACUUGGGGCCUUCAAUCUUGGAUGAUGUGCUACAGAUAAUGAACAAAGAGUAGAAGGCUCUGCUCUGUAAGGACCAAAGUUCUCAAACAUUUUAUUCAUUUGUUUUUAAACACUAAAAAGAUUUUAGGAGUUAACUGUUUGGGCAGUGACCAUAAAUGAUUCCAUGCUGCCUUUUACAUAGUCUAUAUAUGCUUUAUAACAUUGAGCAUCAUCUGCAGAAACUUUGGGGCCUGUACUGGAAAUAAACAGGAUGGUGUCUGUGCAAGUGCUAUGUAAAGAUGCACCACCUCCACUUAGACAAGGCAUCUCCCGUUCAAAUUCAAGUGCCUUUCUGCCAGGAAGUGAUAAAUGACACUUUAUUUUUUGGAAUGUUUUUAUGACCAAAUUUAUAAGGUUCUUAAGAUGCAAUACAGAAAGUUAUUUUCGA
Bufo gargarizans (Asiatic toad) is the source of this 1358-nucleotide messenger RNA. RefSeq names its product CDC42 effector protein 2 (gene CDC42EP2). Bases 445 to 984 code for a protein of 179 amino acids. The transcript has 4 exons. The record is from RefSeq and is a predicted model, not a curated record. NCBI's taxonomy places the organism in Eukaryota, Metazoa, Chordata, Amphibia, Anura, Bufonidae.